Cutaneotrichosporon cavernicola is the source of this 456-nucleotide messenger RNA. RefSeq lists its product as uncharacterized. The coding region runs from base 1 to 456 and encodes 151 amino acids. Lineage: Eukaryota; Fungi; Basidiomycota; Tremellomycetes; Trichosporonales; Trichosporonaceae. The record is from RefSeq and is a predicted model, not a curated record. The transcript is spliced from 4 exons.
AUGAACAACGCCGACCUCGCUCUCAUUCGCGAACACAGCCGCCUCCCAUACCGCUGGACGUUCGAGGACCUCUUAGCGUACGCUCUUGUCCGCCGCGCGGCGGAAUUACCGGUCAUUCUUAUGCAGUCAUCGUGGCUGCUUGUCUCCAAGCCAUCCAAGCCGCGUGUAAUCAUUUCAUCCGGUCUCGUUCGUGAAGGCCAGCGCCCAGCCAAGAAGGGUCGCAUGCUCGAGAAGCUGGGCGAUAGCACUCCCACCGUUCUUGAGCUGCAACCGCGAGCGGAUCAGGCGCCUAAGAAGAUCAACACGUCUCUUUUGUCCAACGUCACGGCCGCCGUGAUCCAGCUCUCGGACAUAUUCCAGGGUGUAGUUGCGUUCCUGGAUGACUCCAUGCUCGAUCGGCGCAAUGUCCCCACCUAUUUCACGGUGAUUAACAGGCUAGACGAGCAACUGGUUUGA